AUUUACCAAAGACGCCCUAUUUGCAGGGUAGGACUCAAUGCUGGCAUUGACCUUUCUUUACCAAACACAGCCAAUCCUCUACUCCCUACACAAGUAACACCACCCUCGCAUCCGGGCCACCACCCCCCAAGAAGAGAAGAAAAAACUGUUGCCGGCACGAUAGAGAUCAAGACUCAAAGAGUAUAUCGCAAACUGAAAUGGGUAUCUUCAAUUUUCUGCUUUUAACUAUCACUUUGCUCCUGAACCUCUUACUUCUAGCUGCCACCGCUUACAAUGUGGGAGAUCACGUCCCCCUUUUUGUCAACAAAGUUGGCCCUCUUCACAAUCCCAGUGAAACAUACCAAUAUUAUGAAAUGCCUUUCUGUCGCCCAGAACGGCUUUUUGAAAAGAAGGAAACUCUUGGGGAAGUUUUGAAUGGCGAUCGUUUGACAAAUGCUCUAUAUAAGUUGGAAUUUGCAGUGAACAAAACUGGGGUAGUUCUUUGCAACAGGAAGCUUGAUAGGGGCAAUGUAGCAAAAUUCAGGGAUGCUAUAAUGAAUGACUUUUACUUUCAGAUGUACUAUGAUGAUCUUCCUUUGUGGGCUUUCAUUGGCAAAGUUGAAGAUGAAAGCUGGGCUGUUGAUGGUAAGGGGCCAAAGUAUUUUCUCUUUAAGCACGUUCAGUUUGAUGCUCUUUAUAAUGGCAACCAAGUCAUAGAAAUUCGUGCCUUUGGUGAUCCAAGUCAGGUAUUAGAUGUGACAGAAGAUGUUGACUUUGAUGUUGAGUUCGUAUAUUCAGUGUUCUGGAAAGACAUCUCUACUCCAUACAAGAACAGAAUGGACAGAUACUCACAGACUUCUAUGAUGCCUAUACUCCGAAAAACUCAUUGGUUCUCAUGUGUUAAUUCAAUCGUUAUGAUUAUUCUCGUUAUGGGUCUGCUUACUGUGCUUUUCAUGCGGCAUCUCAAGAAUGAUAUGAGAAAAUGGUCGGCUGGAGCUGAAGACGAGGAGAAAGAGGUUGGUUGGAAAUACAUUCACAGUGAUGUGUUCAGAUGUCCCACCAACAUGCCAUUAUUUUGUGCUGUUUUGGGCUCCGGUACACAAUUGUUGACUCUGGUUUUUGCCUUAUUUGUUUUGGCUUUUCUGGGCAUCCUCUAUCCAUACAGCCAUGGCGUAAUCUAUACUUCUAUAUUUGGAAUUUACACUCUUACAUCUGCAAUUGCUGGCUAUAGCAGUGCAUCAAUCUACAGUCAAUUUGUUGAAACUGGAUGGCAAAGAAGCAUUCUUCUGGCUGGAUUGCUUUUCCCCGUUCCAUUUCUCUUCACUGUAUUUAUCCUUAACUCACUGGCCUUAUAUUUUGGGGUGACUGCAGCUCUUCCAUUUGGAACCAUAUUUGUCAUAUUUCUCAUAUAUACUCUUGUUGCAAUUCCAUUACUUGCCAUUGCUGGGAUGGUUGGCCACCACUAUACGUCUGGAUUCCAAGCACCUUCGGUCACAAAAAAGUACCGAAGAGAGAUUCCAUUGCUGGCUUGGUACCGGAAAAUCCCAGCUGAAAUGUUUCUUGGAGGGCUUUUACCUUUCAGUGCUACAGUCCUCGAGUUUCACCACUUGUGUGCUACAGUAUGGGGAUAUAAAAUAUCUACUCUUCCUGGCAUUUUGUUCAUUGCAUUUGCCAGUCUUGUCAUUCUCACCACAAUGCUAAGUGUUGGCUUGACAUUCUUUCAACUGGCAGUGGAAGACCAUGAAUGGUGGUGGAGGUCUGUAUUGCGUGGGGGAUCGACAGCUCUAUUCAUGUUUGCCUAUUGCAUAUAUUUCUACCUCAAAUCAAAUAUGAGCGGUGUUUUGCAAACAUUCUUCUUUUUCGGCUACAGUGCUUGCAUGUGCUAUGCAUUUUUCUUGAUGCUUGGAGCAUUGAGUUUUCGAGCUUCUUUAAUUUUUGUUCGGCACAUAUACCUUGGUGUCAAAAGUGAGUGAGCUUGCAGUUGCUCGGUGCCAUGGCAGACGACCUUUGGAAGUUUAGAAAUCAAAAGACCAAGAAAACAUGUACUCGAUCUUUUAAUUUGUACAAAAUUGGUUGACAGUAUACAAUGUUAGAUGCUUUGAAAUUGUCAUUCGUGACAUCCAAUUCCCGAUUCUUAUACACGAGUACCCUUGCCUUUUAAAUUGUUUUAGGAGAAUAUUUUUUCAUAUCAAUUCUGGUCUUUGGUUGCUUUGUGGAAAAUACUGGUAGAGGUUUGACUUU
Olea europaea var. sylvestris is the source of this 2220-nucleotide messenger RNA. Its product is annotated as transmembrane 9 superfamily member 5. The record is from RefSeq and is a predicted model, not a curated record. Gene Ontology annotation, biological process: protein localization to membrane. The coding region runs from base 198 to 1952 and encodes 584 amino acids. Lineage: Eukaryota; Viridiplantae; Streptophyta; Magnoliopsida; Lamiales; Oleaceae. Gene Ontology annotation, cellular component: membrane. The transcript has 7 exons.